AUGAAGGGAGUCCAGCAAGAUUUGGUCUUAGGGUCCCAAAUAGAAGGAAUCAAGAAUUUCAAGUGGUUGAUUCCGUGUGAAUUAAAGGCUCCACCAGUAAUCGGGUCAACCCGAAUUCUACCAGUGAAACCUGGAAAAGCUCCGGAUCCAAAAACCCGAGUGCACUUGGUUGCAGGGUCCACAAUAUACAUUGACGAAGAUUCAUGGUUUUUCUUUACGUCAUCGUUGUACGGUGUCGUCUCAGAUUUGAAUAAGGACUUGGUUAGAUCUGGAUUGGUGGCCAAAUCGGCUAAACCGGUGGCUAGCUGA
Molecule: messenger RNA, 309 nt
Organism: Arabidopsis thaliana (thale cress)
Lineage: Eukaryota; Viridiplantae; Streptophyta; Magnoliopsida; Brassicales; Brassicaceae
Exons: 2
Coding region: 1-309 (102 amino acids)
Source: RefSeq, marked reviewed